Molecule: messenger RNA, 663 nt
Organism: Colius striatus (speckled mousebird)
Lineage: Eukaryota; Metazoa; Chordata; Aves; Coliiformes; Coliidae
Gene: LHFPL5
Product: LHFPL tetraspan subfamily member 5
Exons: 2
Coding region: 1-663 (220 amino acids)
Biological process (GO): sensory perception of sound; detection of mechanical stimulus involved in sensory perception
Cellular component (GO): plasma membrane
Source: RefSeq, a predicted model, not a curated record
AUGCCCAAGCUGCUGCCGGCGCAGGAGGCGGCGCGGAUCUAUCACACCAACUACGUGAGGAACGCGCGCGCCAUGGGGGUGCUCUGGGCCCUCUUCACCCUCUGCUUCUCCAUCCUGAUGGUCGUGACCUUCAUCCAGCCCUACUGGAUCGGCGACAGCAUCGACACGCCGCAGGCCGGUUACUUCGGCCUCUUCUCCUAUUGCAUCGGCAACGCGCUCACCGGAGAGCUCAUCUGCAAGGGCAGCCCCCUGGACUUCGGCACCAUCCCCUCCAGCGCCUUCAAAACCGCCAUGUUCUUCGUGGGCAUCUCCACCUUCCUCAUCAUCGGCACCAUCCUCUGCUUGAGCCUCUUCUUCUUCUGCAACGCAGCCACGGUGUACAAGGUCUGCGCGUGGAUGCAGCUGGCGGCGGCCACGGGGCUGAUGAUUGGGUGCCUGAUCUACCCUGAUGGCUGGGACUCGAGCGAGGUGAAGCGCCUGUGUGGGGACAAGACAGACAAGUACACGCUGGGCGCCUGCACGGUGCGCUGGGCAUACAUCCUGUGCAUCAUCGGCAUCCUGGACGCCCUCAUCCUCUCCUUCCUGGCCUUUGUGUUGGGGAACCGGCAGGACAACCUCCUCCCCUCUGAUUUUCAAGUGGACAAUAAAGGUAAAGGCAGUUAG